Octodon degus (degu) is the source of this 733-nucleotide messenger RNA. It is a transcript of the gene Fundc2, whose product is annotated as FUN14 domain containing 2. Gene Ontology annotation, cellular component: mitochondrial outer membrane. The coding region runs from base 24 to 593 and encodes 189 amino acids. The transcript has 5 exons. The record is from RefSeq and is a predicted model, not a curated record. Gene Ontology annotation, biological process: autophagy of mitochondrion. NCBI's taxonomy places the organism in Eukaryota, Metazoa, Chordata, Mammalia, Rodentia, Octodontidae.
CCUCUUCCGCCGCCGGCCUGGGAAUGGAAACAUCUGCCCCACGUGCCGGAAGCCAGCUGGCGAUGAACUCUGCGCGCCACCCAGCGUCCAGCCGCAGCGAGCCUGCGCGAGGAACCUCGCGAGACGAGCUCGCCGAAAUGGCGGCGUCCAGUCAAGGAAACUUUGAAGGAAAAUUUGAGGCACUGGACCUUGCAGAAUUUGCUAAAAAGCAGCCAUGGUGGCGCAAGCUAUUUGGGCAAGAAUCUGGACCCUCUGCUGAAAAGUAUAGUGUGGCAACCCAGCUGUUAAUUGGAGGUGUCACAGGAUGGUGUACUGGUUUCAUAUUCCAGAAGGUUGGAAAGUUGGCUGCUACAGCUGUUGGAGGUGGAUUUUUUCUCCUUCAGCUUGCAAACCACACUGGAUAUAUUAAAGUCGACUGGCAGCGAGUAGAGACAGACAUGAAAAAAGCCAAAGAGCAGCUGAAGAUUCGGAAGAGCAACCAGAUAACAACCGAGGUCAAGAGCAAAGCCGAGGAGGUUGUGUCAUUUGUGAAGAAGAAUGUUGUUGUGACUGGAGGAUUUUUUGGAGGCUUUCUGCUCGGCAUGGCAUCCUAAGGAGAACAACUGUACUUCUAUUUUCUGGUUUUUUCCCUCCAGCGGACAGCCUACACUCCAUAAUAGGGCAUCAAAUGUCUCCCUGCUCUUCUCCUGUGCCUUCCUCCCUGUUGUGACAGAUCUGAAUGGCUUCUCUAGGC